This is a messenger RNA of Nestor notabilis (Kea), 1146 nucleotides long. RefSeq names its product regulator of chromosome condensation 1 (gene RCC1). The transcript is spliced from 9 exons. Gene Ontology annotation, cellular component: cytoplasm. The record is from RefSeq and is a predicted model, not a curated record. Lineage: Eukaryota; Metazoa; Chordata; Aves; Psittaciformes; Psittacidae. Gene Ontology annotation, molecular function: guanyl-nucleotide exchange factor activity. The annotation marks the transcript as partial.
CAGCUGGGCCUGGGAGAGGAUGUGGUGGAGAGGAAGAGACCAGCCCUGGUGACGCUGCCGGAGAUGGUGGUGCAGGCGGAAGCCGGGGGGAUGCACACGGUGUGCCUGAGCCAGACAGGAAAGCUGUCCUGACCGGCUCACACCUUUGGGUGCAACGACGAGGGCGCCCUCGGGCGCGACACCUCGGCGGAAGGGUCCGAGACUACGCCGGGGCUGGUGGGGCUGCAGGAAAAGGGGGUGCAGGUGUCCGCGGGGGACAGCCACACAGCCGCGCUGACAGAGGAUGGCAGGGUUUUUGUCUGGGGCUCUUUCCGGGAUAACAAUGGGGUGAUCGGCUUGUUGGAGCCCAUGAAGACCAGCUCCAUCCCUGUGCUGCUCCAGCUCAGCGCGCCCGUCGUUAAAAUUGUCUCAGGGAAUGACCACCUAGUGAUGCUGACGGUGGAUGGUGACCUCUUCACGUGUGGCUGUGGCGAGCAGGGCCAGCUGGGGAGAGUGCCAGAGCUCUUUGCCAACCGAGGAGGAAGGAGAGGUCUACAGCGGUUGCUGGUCCCCCAGCGCGUCCCUGUCAGAGGCAAAGGCAACAGAGGCAAGUUGUGCUUCCAGGAUGCCUUUUGUGGGGCUUACUUCACUUUUGCCAUCACACAGGAGGGACACGUCUAUGGAUUCGGCCUCUCCAACUACCAUCAGCUUGGCACCCAGGGCACCGAGCCCUGCUUCUCCCCGCAGAACCUGACGUGCUUCAAGAACUCCACCAAGUCCUGGGUCGGGUUCUCUGGAGGGCAGCACCACACAGUGUGUGUCGACUCCGAGGGUAAAGCCUACAGCCUGGGCAGGGCAGAGGCGGAGUACGGCCGCCUGGGCCUGGGUGCUGGGGCAGAGGAGAAGAGCACACCCACAGCCAUCCCCGAGCUGCCCAGCAUCUCCUCCGUGGCCUGCGGCGCCUCGGUCGGCUAUGCUGUCAGCAGCGAUGGCCGAGCGUUCGCCUGGGGCAUGGGCACCAACUACCAGCUGGGCACAGGGGAGGAGGAGGACGUCUGGAGCCCCGUGGAGAUGGUGGGCAAGCAGCUGGAGAACCGCACAGUCCUGGCCGUGUCCAGUGGUGGGCAACACACUGUGCUGCUGGUCAAGGACAAGGAACAGAGGUGA